Messenger RNA from Hyla sarda, 4659 nucleotides. It is a transcript of the gene MYO1E, whose product is annotated as myosin IE. Gene Ontology annotation, molecular function: microfilament motor activity; actin filament binding; ATP binding. Gene Ontology annotation, biological process: vesicle transport along actin filament; actin filament organization. NCBI's taxonomy places the organism in Eukaryota, Metazoa, Chordata, Amphibia, Anura, Hylidae. Gene Ontology annotation, cellular component: vesicle; plasma membrane; cytoplasm. The coding region runs from base 323 to 3643 and encodes 1106 amino acids. The record is from RefSeq and is a predicted model, not a curated record. The transcript has 28 exons.
GGGGUUGCGGUGACGUCGCAGUCAGGCGGCCGCUGAUUGGCUGGAGGGAAGCUUUGUUUGCCAUUUAUGGAUAGGGAUAGCCCGGACUGGUGCCUGGGUUUUCAUUGUAAAUCGCAUGACUGACUUAUAAAAAAAAAAAAAAAAUUCUCUCGGGGCAGCUGUAACCUCCAGUGUGAGAGCAGGCGGCAGGCGGAGCACACAGCGAGGGAGCAGUCACUUCUCCCCGGCGCUGGCUCUGGAGUACGAGCCCUUCAUGUCUGCUGGAGCCGGGAUACACAUUAGGAAGGAAGACCUGUGAGCAGCCCCAACCUCAGCCUGCAAGAUGGGCAGCAAAGGACAUUAUAGAUACCAUUGGCAGAGCCACAAUGUUAAGCACAGUGGAGUGGAUGAUAUGGUCCUGUUGUCCAAAAUUUCUGAAGAUUCUAUAGUGGAAAACUUGAAAAAACGCUAUAUGGAUGAUUUCAUCUUUACUUACAUUGGACCAGUUUUGAUCUCUGUGAAUCCAUUUAAACAAAUGCCUUACUUUGGAGACAAGGAAGUUGAAAUGUACCAAGGAGCUGCUCCAUAUGAAAACCCACCACAUAUCUAUGCAUUAGCUGACAACAUGUACAGAAAUAUGAUCAUUGACAGGGAAAAUCAGUGUGUCAUUAUAAGUGGCGAAAGCGGUGCAGGAAAAACAGUGGCUGCUAAAUAUAUCAUGAGCUACAUUUCUAAAAUAUCAGGGGGAGGCCCAAAAGUUCAGCAUGUAAAGGAUAUCAUUCUGCAGUCAAAUCCGUUACUAGAGGCUUUUGGGAAUGCAAAGACAGUGAGAAACAACAACUCCAGUAGAUUUGGAAAGUACUUUGAAAUCCAGUUCAGUCCUGGAGGAGAACCAGAUGGAGGAAAAAUAUCCAACUUUUUACUGGAAAAAUCACGAGUUGUGAUGAGAAAUCCAGGAGAAAGGAGUUUUCAUAUUUUUUAUCAGUUAAUUGAAGGAGCUUCUAAAGAACAAAGAAACGACCUUGGGAUUACAAACCUAGAUUAUUAUUACUACCUUAGCCAGUCUGGAUCUUAUAAAGUGGAUGACAUUAAUGACAAAAGGGACUUUCAAGAAACCAUGCAUGCCAUGAGUGUUAUUGGUAUUUUUGCUGAAGAGCAAGCUAUGGUGCUUCAGAUUGUAGCUGGAAUUCUCCACCUGGGAAAUAUUAGCUUCAAAGAAAAGGGAAACUACGCAGCAGUGGAGAGUGAAGAGUUUCUAGCCUUCCCUACAUUUCUUUUGGGAAUAAAUGAAACCCGUUUAAAGGAGAAGUUGACAAGCAGGCAGAUGGACAGCAAGUGGGGCGGCAAGUCCGAGUCUAUCAAUGUGACACUUAAUGUGGAGCAGGCCUGCUAUACCAGAGAUGCUUUAGCCAAAGCUCUUCAUGCUCGCCUAUUUGAUUAUCUGGUGGAUUCAAUAAAUAAAGCUAUGCAGAAAGAUCACGAAGAAUACAAUAUUGGUGUUCUUGAUAUUUAUGGCUUUGAGAUCUUCCAGAAAAAUGGUUUCGAGCAGUUCUGCAUUAACUUUGUCAAUGAAAAAUUACAACAAAUAUUUAUAGAGUUGACUCUCAAAGCAGAACAGGAGGAAUAUGUCCAAGAAGGAAUCCGAUGGACCCCUAUAGAUUAUUUUAACAAUAAAAUAGUAUGUGACCUCAUUGAGAAUAAAGUGAAUCCACCAGGUGUUAUGAGUAUUUUGGAUGAUGUGUGUGCCACAAUGCAUGCUGUGGGAGAAGGGGCGGAUCAGACUCUUUUACAGAAACUCCAGAUGGCAGUGGGGACUCAUGAACAUUUUAACAGCUGGAACCAGGGAUUUAUUAUUCAUCAUUAUGCUGGAAAGGUAUCUUAUGACAUGGAUGGAUUCUGUGAGCGGAAUCGGGAUGUGCUUUUCACUGACCUGAUUGAGCUUAUGCAAAGUAGCCAAUUACCAUUCAUAAAAGCUUUAUUUUUGGAAAAUAUUCAUGCAGAAAAGAAGGGUCGUCCUACUACAGCAAGCAGUAAAAUCAAAAAACAAGCAAAUGAUUUGGUGAACACAUUAAUGAAAUGCACCCCUCACUAUAUCCGCUGCAUCAAACCGAAUGAAACCAAGAAACCCCGGGACUGGGAGGAGAGCAGGGUGAAACAUCAAGUAGAAUAUUUGGGCUUGAAGGAAAACAUCCGCGUGCGCCGAGCAGGAUUUGCCUACAGGAGGGUUUUUAAAAAAUUCUUGCAGAGAUAUGCUAUUCUUACCAAAGAAACCUGGCCUUCCUGGAGGGGAGAUGAGAAGCAAGGUGUCCUUCACUUACUGCAUUCUGUUAAUAUGGACUCUGAUCAGUUUCAGCUUGGAAAAACCAAAGUCUUUAUCAAAGCUCCAGAAUCGUUAUUUCUCCUGGAGGAGAUGCGUGAAAGGAAGUAUGAUGGUUAUGCUCGAACAAUUCAGAAAGCCUGGAGGAAGUAUGUUGCCAGAAAGAAAUAUGUAGAAAUGAGAGAACAAGCCUCAGAUCUUUUUCUUAACAAAAAAGAGAGGAGAAGGAAUAGUAUUAACAGAAAUUUUAUUGGGGACUACAUUGGUAUGGAAGACCAUCCAGAGCUCCGGCAAUUUUUAGGAAAACGAGAAAAAAUAGAUUUUGCUGACACUGUUACCAAAUAUGAUCGGAGAUCUAAAGGAAUAAAGAGAGAUCUUAUCCUAACACCAAAAUCUGUUUACCUCAUUGGGAGAGAGAAAGUGAAACAGGGCCAAGAGAAGGGAAUGGUAAAGGAAGUAGUAAAAAGGAAGAUUGAUGUGGAGCGUAUUCUUUCUGUUUCUUUAAGCACAUUCCAAGAUGACUUUUUCAUUCUUCAUGAGCAAGAAUAUGACAGUUUGCUGGAAUCUGUGUUUAAGACAGAAUUUAUAAGUCUGCUGGCCAAACACUAUGAGGAAAAGACCCAAAGAAAACUACCUCUGAAAUUCAACAACACACUUGAGAUGAAAUUAAAAAAAGAAUCCUGGGGUCCGUGGAGUGGUGGAAGUGGCUCCCGUCAAGUGCAGUUUAUUCAAGGAUUUGGUGAUUUAGCUAUACUAAAACACAGCAAUAAGGUGCUACAGGUCAGCAUAGGACAAGGCCUACCAAAGAACUCACGGCCAACACGAAGAAACUUAGUUGAAGGGAGAAGUAACAUGAGCAAAGCCAAAUCCUACCCAAGCAGGGCAGCCCCACCACCACCAGGGUCCCACCAGAAUGGAUUGAUACAGAAUAACCCAUAUGGGCAGCAGCAGAGGUCUGGAAGGCAAUUUAACAACUCUAGAACAUCACAUCCACCAAUGGAGCACCCAUCGUUACCAAGGCAAACUGCUGGUUCAGCCAGAAAUCCACUGCAGCUCCAAAGCUUGGACUUCCUUCGUGUGCCAGACCAAGGUGUUGCUGGUGCUCGUCGCCAGACAACAAACCGCCCCCCUCCCGGUGGAGGAAGACCAAAACCUCAGCCAAAGCCCAAACCUCAAGUGCCACAGUGCAAAGCCCUAUAUGCAUACGAUGCACAAGAUACAGAUGAGCUUAGUUUUAAUGCCAAUGACAUCAUAGAGAUUAUCAAAGAAGACCACUCAGGUUGGUGGACUGGAAGACUACGUGGGAAACAGGGACUAUUUCCUAAUAAUUAUGUCACCAAGAUCUAAGAUGGCCUACAUACAUGAGACCUGAGCCUGUAUCUCUUCUCUAUUUACCGCCUUCCAGUAAUUGAAAAAUAGGGGAGAAGUGCCUCAUCUUGUAGCAUGUUGCCUGAGAAGCCCAUACCAAAUUGUAUCACCGUGAGAGCUUAAUGCUACAAAAAAUGGACACCAAAGACCUGAACUGGAAGAUAUUUAUUACACUUUAUCUUAUUUAGGGACUUUUUUGCUGCCUGGUUGCCCAUAAUGCAUUGCUGAGCAGUGUGUUACAUGUCUUUCUAAUGGCAUGAGGGUUAUAGAGUGAAUGGAGUUAUGCUGGGGUUUUCUACCUAAUGAUGGUUGUGUGAUAGUAAGUGCCUCUUUACUGAUGUUAAAUUAUACAAAGAUUACUUUUAUGCACAGUUCCUCUCUCCAUGUGCAUCUGGAUGAAGGAAACGUUUCAUAUGCUGCUAAUGCAUCUCUAACCAAUGGAGGGAAGUGUAAUUGAAGUUGGAUACAGUAAGAGUGUAUAUGCUUAUAAUUGAUAACUAAAUAGCUCCACGAGGCACUGCAUAUACAAGAUGUGUAGUCACUACACACUUGCAUAGCCUUAUAUUGAAAUAUGGCUGGCCCAUGUUAAUAUCUUGGUAUAGAAUGUUGUUACCUGUUACAGGGAGCAUCUCAUUCUUUUAAGCUGUAAAUUUAUAUAGCAAAUCAUAUAUACUGUACAUAUAUAUAAAUAUAUAUAUAUAUAUAUCAAAUGAUAAAACAUGUAUGGAUGCAUAACAUAGGACUCUACUGUACUCUUAUGGCAGAUUUUAAUGCUAAUACAUCAGGUACUUAUACAAUAUGCACUUAGAACCAUGUUUUUAAUGCUUUCUAGUCUUUGCUAUUGGUUAUACGAUGGAAAUUCCAUAGCUGUCACAAAUUUCCUGAAUACCGAUUAACAGAAGCCAGCCCAUUCAAAGCAGACUUGCUUUCUGCAUCAUGUAAUAGGCUUUUUAAUAAAUACCAUUAUGUUUUUAUCCAUAUUGGUGUUUACCAGG